Molecule: messenger RNA, 1206 nt
Organism: Miscanthus lutarioriparius
Lineage: Eukaryota; Viridiplantae; Streptophyta; Magnoliopsida; Poales; Poaceae
Source: the annotation of a GenBank genome assembly
AUGCCCCGACCCAGUGUCCACUCCUACAACGCCAUGCUCGCUGUUUACGCGCGCCUGGCACUCGCGGCACCCGCUUCUGAGGUCUUUGCCUCCAUGCCACACCGGGAACUCGUCUCUUACAACGCUGUUAUGCUCGCGCUCGGGCAUGGCGGCAAAGCGCAGGGAGCUGUGGAGCUGUACUCCGAGCUCCGAAACAUGUACCCCUCCCUUGGGUACAGCCAUCACACCUUCUUGGCGCUCCUUGUGGCCGGCGCCCAGCUCAUGGAUAGGGAGCUUGCCAGGCAAUUCCAUGGCCAUUUGGUGGUUCUCGGGUUCUUGUCUGAUGUGAAAAUUGCCAGCUCUCUUCUUGAUGUUUAUAGAAAAUGCCAUUGUGUUGAUGAUGCUAGGAAGCUGUUUGACGAGAUGCAUAUCAAGGAUGUGCAUAUGUGGACGACAGUAGUUUGUGCCUGUGCUGAAGAUGGCCAACUGGCUACCGCUCGUCAGCUCUUUGAUCAGAUGCCAGAGAGGAAUGCAUUUUCAUGGAAUGCCCUCAUCGAGGGAUAUGUUUGCCAUGGGCAUCCAAUGGAUGCACUGAAUAUGUUUCUACACUUGAUGAAGGAAGGUUUGGAGCCAGAUCAAAUCACCUUGGGUUGUUGCCUGAGUGCUUGUGCAGCUAUGCGUUCACUGAAACUUGGGCAGCAGAUCCAUGGAAUGUUGCUAAGAUGUGGUUUUGAUCGAAGUGCAAUGAUCAUUAGCUCAAUCAUUGACAUGUAUUCAAAAUGCAGCUUUUUGUCUGGUGCCAUAGAGGUGUUCAGCCUAACAGGUAGGGAAAGGAAGAAUGCAGUGUUAUGGAAUGUCAUGUUGUCUGCUCUGUGUCAUCAUGGUCAUGAACAGGAUGCGAUUGGAUUGUUUGUUCAGAUGAUUCAUGAAAGACAGAAGCCUGAUGCUAAUACAUUCUUUCUGGUUUUGACGGCUUGCUGCCACUGUGGCCUAGUUGAAGAAGGGAUGAAUUUUUUUGAUUUGAUGAGUGAGAGAUACAGGAUUGUUCCAGGACAAGAGCACUAUUUUUGUAUGGUUGAUUUGGUUAGCCAUGCAUCAUCCAAUGAUAAAGUAAUUGAAUGGAUCAAAAGCUCACCAUUUAGUUUUAACAUACGAGUUUGGGAAGUUCUUGUUAGGAAUUGCACCAUACAUGGGAACAUUGAAUUGUUGAAUAAGGUAGAGGAGUAA